AUGAAACGUGACUUUCUUAGGGAUAUUGCUACAGGCAUUAAAUGGAUUCAUAAAAAUAACAUUGUACACCGUGAUAUACACGAUGGAAAUAUAUUAAUAGGUAAUUUGGAAAGCAAUGGUCCUGAUUCUAACAUUUUAAUUGCUGAUUUAGGAUUUAGUCGUCCAGCGAAAGAUAAUUUGGAAAGUUCUGAAUCCAAUAUAUAUGGAAUUAUGCCAUAUAUUGCACCUGAAGUGCUUAAUAAAAAGCAAUAUUCAUUUAGUUCGGAUAUUUACAGUUUAGGAAUGAUAAUGUGGGAACUUACAAGUGGAUAUCGCCCUUUCUAUGAGCGAAAAUAUGACUCACUUCUUGCGCUUGAUAUAUUUAAUAAAUUGCGACCAAUUAUCACUGAAGAUACUCCACACUGUUGGGCUAUCUUAAUGCAAAAAUGUUGGCAGUCGGAUCCCUUAGAAAGGCCAACUAUUGAUGAAAUAUAUGAUGAAGUAAAUUCUAGAUAUUGGAAUGAAAAUGAAAGUUUUAUAAAAGAAGCUGAAAAUAAACGACAAAAAUUGCUUAAUACCGGAAAAUUAGCCGUUAAAUAUAUGCAUCCUCAUUCUAAAACCCAUAGCCAAUUAUUAAAUCCUACUAUAGACUCUAUGCUACUUCAAGGUUCUAAAUCUUUUACAUUACAACCUAUAGAUUCUUUUCAAAGCAUUAGCAGCGAUUCAUUUAAUAUUAUUCCUGAGCACUUCAAAAACGCUGACAGUCUAAAUUCAACAAUAAAUAUGCCACCUUCAAAAAAACACACUAUCGAAUUUUUACUGGAUGAAAAUUAUUAUGAUUCACAGCCAUAUAACUUGUCAUUAAAUGAUGCCAUUUAUCAAAUUACCAACCUGAGCAAUUUGAAUUUAAAUCAUGAUAAACUAUGUUAUGAGGCGGGAAAAGCUCUAUCUGAAGCUUUAUGUACAAAUUCUAAUCUAAAAUGUUUGGAUUUAAGUUCAAAAACACUAUGUAAUGGGGCGGGGCAAGAAAUUGCUAGGGCACUAAGCAGUAACAACACACUAACAAAUUUAAAUUUAGAAAACAACUAUCUUGGUGACGAUGCAGUAAUGGCUCUAUCCAAGGCUCUGUACAAGAACACCUCCCUUAUAUGCUUAAAUUUAAGGAAUAAUCGAUUUGACAAAAAGGCAUUGGCUGCUUUAUGCAAAAAUACCGCCUUAACUAAUUUAGAUUUAAAUGAGAAUAGUCUAGGUGAAUCGGGAAUAAAAUCACUGGCUGAAAAUAACCUUGGUGAAUCAGUAGAAAAAGCAUUGGCUGAAGCUUUAUGCAAAAAUAUCACCUUAACUAAUUUAGAUUUAUCAUGGAAUAAUCUUGGUGAAUCAGGAGUAAAAGCACUGGCUGAAGCUUUAUACAAAAAUACCACCUUAACGAAUUUAAGUGUAUAUAAUACCCGAAUAACUGAAUUAGGAGGAAAAGCACUGGCUGAAGCUUUACACAAAAAUACCACCUUAACAAAUUUAAAUUUAGGAUUGAAUUUUCUUG
This is a messenger RNA of Cetraspora pellucida, 1519 nucleotides long. NCBI's taxonomy places the organism in Eukaryota, Fungi, Glomeromycota, Glomeromycetes, Diversisporales, Gigasporaceae. The record is from the annotation of a GenBank genome assembly.